CCUCCCGCCUCCUGAGCCCGCUCUGCAGUUCUGUCUCCUCCCCCUGGGUGAGUCUGGAGGCAGCCCUCUUUCUGACUGUCACAUUUAUUUUCCAGCUCUGACAGGGUCAGCGCCUCUGGGGAGCCCAUCCCCUUCCCCACCUCCACCUGCCGCUGCUCCCAGCAGGAAAGCCGCCUCCCGGCCACCGCAGGUCUCCUGGCCGGCCUCUCUGCUGUGGGACCCUGUCCCCCGCCCCAGCUGCUCAUGCCGAGGUCAGCCCUGUCAGUCAUUUCCUUCUGUCACCGGCUUGGCAAACAGGAGAGAAAACGGAGGUUCAUGGGAGGCAGCAGCAACAGUUGUUCCCACACGCCAUUCCCCAAGUUGGAGCUGGGCCUGAGGUCCCGGCCCCCAGCGCCCCGGGAGCUGCCCGCCUGUUCCAUCUGCCUGGAGCGGCCGCGGGAGCCCAUCUCCCUGGACUGUGGCCAUGACUUCUGCGCCCGGUGCUUCAGCACACACCGCGUCCUGGGCUGCGAGCUGCCCUGCUGCCCCGAGUGCCGGAAGAUCUGCAAGCAGAAGAAGGGGCUCCGGAGUCUGGGGGAGAAGAUGAAGCUGCUGCCCCAGAGGCCGCUGCCCCCUGUGCUGCAGGAGACCUGUGCUGUGAGGGCUGAACCUCUGCUUCUGGUGCGAAUCAACGCCUCCGGAGGCCUCAUCCUGAGGAUGGGGGCCAUCAACCGCUGCCUCAAGCACCCCCUGGCGAGGGACACCCCUGUCUGCCUCCUUGCUGUUCUGGGGGAACAGCACUCAGGGAAGACCUUCCUCCUCAACCAGUUGCUCCGGGGCCUGCCAGGCGUGGAAUCCGGCGAGGGUGCCUGGGCCAGAGGGCCAGGGGAGAGCCUGCCCGGGUUCAGAUGGGGAGCCAACAGCCUCACCAGGGGCAUCUGGAUGUGGAGCCACCCUUUCCUGCUGGGGAAGGAGGGGAGGAAGGUGGCCGUGUUCCUGGUGGACACCGGGGACGCCAUGAGCCCCGAGCUGAGCAGGGAAACAAGGACCAAGCUCUGUGCUCUGAGCAUGAUGCUCAGCUCCUACCAGAUCCUUAACACCUCUCAGGAGCUGAAGGACACGGACCUGGAAUACCUGGAGAUGUUUGUCCAUGUGGCCGAGGUGAUGGGCAGGCAUUAUGGGAUGGUGCCAAUCCAGCACCUGGAUCUCUUAGUUCGUGACUCAUCCCCCGCUAGCAAGGCAGGGCAGGGACACAUGGGUGACAUCCUCCAGAAAUCGUCCAGCAAGUACCCCAAGGUUCAGCAGCUGCUCCGAGGGAAGCGAGCCCGCUGCUACCUCCUGCCAACGCCCGGGCAGCGAUGGGCCAGCCAGAGCCCUGGGGGCCUGGGCGACACAGAUGAUGAUUUUCGCCAUCUUCAUGCCUACAUCGCGGAUGUGCUGAGUGCGGCCCCCCAGUACGCCAAGAGCCGCUGCCAGGGGUACUGGAGUGAGGGGCGCCCCGCAGCCAGGGGGGACAGACGCCUGCUCACAGGGCAGCAGUUAGCUCAGGAGAUCAAGAACCUCUCAGGCUGGAUGGGGAGGACCGGGCCCGGUUUCACCUCUCCGGAGGAGAUGGCAGCCCAGCUGCACGACCUGAGGACUGUGGAAGCUGCCAAGAAGGAGUUUGAGGAGUAUGUGCAGCAGCAGGACGUGGCCACCAAGCGCAUAUUCUCCGCACUCCGGGUCCUGCCCGACACCAUGCGGAACCUGCUUUCCACCCAGAAAGAGGCCAUCCUGGCCCGCCAUGGCGAGGCAUUGCUGUGCCAGGGGCGCGAGCAGACCUUGGAGGCCCUGGAGGCUGAGCUGCAGGCUGAGGCCAAGGUCUUCAUGGACUCCUACACCAUGCGCUUCUGCGGCCACCUGGCUGCCGUGGGGGGGGCCGUGGGCGCGGGGCUCAUGGGCCUGGCGGGCGGGGUGGUGGGCGCGGGCAUGGCAGCCGCCGCACUGGCGGCUGAGGCUGGGAUGGUGGCAGCGGGCGCUGCGGUGGGGGCCACGGGCGCCGCAGUGGUAGGGGGAGGUGUGGGCGCCGGCUUGGCUGCUACAGUGGGCUGCAUGGAGAAGGAGGAGGACGACAGGGUCCAGGGGGGCGACCGAGAGCCCCUUCUCCAGGAGGAGUAAGGAGCCCCAGGGACGGUGGAGGGAGGGAGAGAUGUGACAGCAGGGGGGAAGGAAGUGGGGGAGGGUGGGGUUGGGGUGUCCUGAAGGCACCCCCUGAACCACACUGCUCUAGUUAAGCUGGGUGCCAGGCUGAGAAUCGAGGUAGUCCCGGGAACCUGGGGAAGCCUCCGGGGGCUGGGAGACAGUGUUUGGGAGCAGUGAAUAGAGUUUCGGGCCUGUUUCUGUAUGCCCCCUUCUCAAGUAAACUUGACCCCAGGGCCUGGCCCCUGGAGGGAGGCCCCAGCCUCCCCGCGCUGGCUUAUUUCUCCAGGACUGUAGGAAGGCUGGGCAGGUGCCUUUCGGUGUCUCCCCUUGGUGGGAAGAGCCUCUCCGUUCACAGGUGUGGGCAGGCCGGGACAAGUGACCUUGCUAUUCAGGGGGCAGCAUUGAUGAGGAACUGGAAGAAAGAGGAGGGACCCCAGGGACAAUCCAAAGAGGCUGGGUAUGGUGGAGAGUGAGGGGUCUUACCCUCAGCAGAGAAACUUGCUCCUGUGCCCAGCAGGACAGAGGCGGCUGCCCGUUUUCCUGCAGCCUCAUGGUACCAACGGGGCACCUCACAGGGGGUGACCCCUCUUGGUUGUGCUGUCAGGCCUGCUCAGAAGACUAAACGCUCAUGUUCUCUACGGAAGUCCUCCCCAGCAAUGGGUUAAAAGCCAAAGAGUGACACCUUGAGCUGCGUUCUGAGCUAAAGCAGACAGCACUCUUAACUGAUUCCAUGAACGUUUUACAAAGAAACAAAUCUCUCCUUUCUCACCCGAGCCUGUGAGAAGCUCACUCUGCUCCCAUUUAGCAGGAGACCUGGGUACAGCCCCCGCCACCCCAACCACUGGGGCACAGGAACGCCCUGUGAGGAAGACUUUUAGGCUAUUAAGCUGUAAAGGAUUAAUGAGCACAUUAUAUGAGAAAUAAAACCUGUGUGCUU
Messenger RNA from Condylura cristata (star-nosed mole), 3097 nucleotides. RefSeq names its product ring finger protein 112 (gene RNF112). The record is from RefSeq and is a predicted model, not a curated record. The transcript has 14 exons. NCBI's taxonomy places the organism in Eukaryota, Metazoa, Chordata, Mammalia, Eulipotyphla, Talpidae. Gene Ontology annotation, molecular function: GTPase activity; metal ion binding; GTP binding. The coding region runs from base 244 to 2136 and encodes 630 amino acids. Gene Ontology annotation, biological process: endoplasmic reticulum organization; protein homooligomerization.